Selaginella moellendorffii is the source of this 610-nucleotide messenger RNA. Its product is annotated as ribosomal protein S13, mitochondrial. Lineage: Eukaryota; Viridiplantae; Streptophyta; Lycopodiopsida; Selaginellales; Selaginellaceae. Gene Ontology annotation, cellular component: mitochondrion; ribosome; small ribosomal subunit. The transcript has 2 exons. The record is from RefSeq and is a predicted model, not a curated record. Gene Ontology annotation, molecular function: structural constituent of ribosome; RNA binding. The coding region runs from base 57 to 428 and encodes 123 amino acids. Gene Ontology annotation, biological process: translation.
GCAUACUUUUAGGGCUUCGGGGAGUAGACCCAGGAGGAUCAUCCGGAAGAAAAACCAUGUCCACCUCGUAUGCGGACCUCCGCAAGAUGAACAAGGCAGUCAAGUUUGCGCUGCCGAGGAUCUACGGCGUGGGCAGGAGGAAAGCCGCGGAGAUCUGCGCGGUGUUUGGCAUCGGUGACGAUGUCAAGAUGAACAGCGUCCCGGACGAGCUCUUCAACCGGAUGAUGAACUACAUCCACGAGAACCACUUGGUGGAGAAGGAGCUGGCGCUGUCCGUCCAGAUGGAUAUCAAGCGGCUCAUUAGCAUCGGCUCGUACCGCGGCUACCGCCACACGGUGGGCUUGCCGCUCCGGGGCCAGCGCACGCACACAAACGCCAUGUCCGCGCGGAUCACCGAGCUCGAGAAGCUCAAGAAGAUCCUGAGAUGAAACGAAAGUUUUUUUUUUUUCAUCAGCUCAAAGAGUUCACGUUGACACAACUUCUUCUAAACGAACAAGGACACUAGUAGUAUCCAUGUCGUUCUAGCGACAACCAUGGUUUGCGAAGAGCUACUUUUUGGUGGUGGAGCUCCAUUCAGCAACUCUGGAGAAAUAGAAAGCAAUGCAUAAGA